This is a messenger RNA of Arabidopsis thaliana (thale cress), 1038 nucleotides long. RefSeq names its product Integrase-type DNA-binding superfamily protein (gene ESE3). Gene Ontology annotation, biological process: regulation of DNA-templated transcription. The transcript is spliced from 2 exons. The record is from RefSeq and is marked reviewed. The coding region runs from base 231 to 776 and encodes 181 amino acids. Gene Ontology annotation, molecular function: DNA-binding transcription factor activity; DNA binding. Lineage: Eukaryota; Viridiplantae; Streptophyta; Magnoliopsida; Brassicales; Brassicaceae. Gene Ontology annotation, cellular component: nucleus.
UGGUGUGGGUCCAAUUUAGGACCAAAUUGAUUGCCAGUUUAUUGCCAAAGAAAAUUUUAACACAAAAACAUUUCUCUCUCUCAUGAAGCUAAAGCCAACACUACUUAUAUAGCUACCCUUCACUCUUCCAAAAACGCUCCUUCACUCUCAUCAUUCUUUCUUCUUUCAAAACAUUUCCACAAACACACCAAACUCACCUGAAACCCUAUUUCCAUUUACCAUUCACACUAAUGGCACGACCACAACAACGCUUUCGAGGCGUUAGACAGAGGCAUUGGGGCUCUUGGGUCUCCGAAAUUCGUCACCCUCUCUUGAAAACAAGAAUCUGGCUAGGGACGUUUGAGACAGCGGAGGAUGCAGCAAGGGCCUACGACGAGGCGGCUAGGCUAAUGUGUGGCCCGAGAGCUCGUACUAAUUUCCCAUACAACCCUAAUGCCAUUCCUACUUCCUCUUCCAAGCUUCUAUCAGCAACUCUUACCGCUAAACUCCACAAAUGCUACAUGGCUUCUCUUCAAAUGACCAAGCAAACGCAAACACAAACGCAAACGCAGACCGCAAGAUCACAAUCCGCGGACAGUGACGGUGUGACGGCUAACGAAAGUCAUUUGAACAGAGGAGUAACGGAGACGACAGAGAUCAAGUGGGAAGAUGGAAAUGCGAAUAUGCAACAGAAUUUUAGGCCAUUGGAGGAAGAUCAUAUCGAGCAAAUGAUUGAGGAGCUGCUUCACUACGGUUCCAUUGAGCUUUGCUCUGUUUUACCAACUCAGACGCUGUGAGAAAUGGCCUUGUCGUUUUAGCGUAUUCUUUUCAUUUUUAUUUUUGUUUCCACAAAAACGGCGUCGUAAGUGAUGAGAGUAGUAGUGAGAGAAGGCUAAUUUCAAGACAUUUUGAUCUGAAUUGGCCUCUUUUGAAACACUGAUUCUAGUUUCUAUAAGAGCAAUCGAUCAUAUGCUAUGUUAUGUAUAGUAUUAUAAAAAAAUGUUAUUUUCUGAUUUUUCUCCAUGUAAACCAAUUGAACACUUGAAACCAAAAACUAAA